Messenger RNA from Aspergillus saccharolyticus JOP 1030-1, 1527 nucleotides. RefSeq lists its product as uncharacterized. Lineage: Eukaryota; Fungi; Ascomycota; Eurotiomycetes; Eurotiales; Aspergillaceae. The coding region runs from base 1 to 1527 and encodes 508 amino acids. The record is from RefSeq and is a predicted model, not a curated record. Gene Ontology annotation, molecular function: oxidoreductase activity. The transcript is spliced from 3 exons.
AUGACCAACCGAGAGAUUUCUGCCGCGGAGGUCGAAGCUCACAACCGGGAGGACGAUGUAUGGAUCGUUGUCAAUGGAAAGGUAUAUGAGGUGACGGAAUUUGCCCCGAGGCAUCCCGGGGGUGCUGAAGUGAUCUACCGAUUUGCCGGCCGCGAUGCCUCCAACGCGUACAACACUAUACACUCUCCGGCACUGAUCGCAACGGACUUGAGCCAUUCCUGCCAGGGUGAAUUAAAUACAUCAACAGUCCCUGAAAAUUGGAGAAAAACUGAGACGGAAAAGGGGUCGAGGCAGACGGACAGCGAUUCCUGGCGAUCUUCGGUGGAGACCUACAGGAAGCCCUCGCUUCAGGAGCUAUUGAGUCUGCACGAUUUUGAGACAAUCGCCCAGAGGCUCCUGAGCCCCAAAGCCUGGGCGUACAACAGCGGCGCGGCCAACGACAACCUCACGCGUGAUGCGAACCAGACAAUGCUACGGCGCAUCUUGCUACGACCCGCGGUGAUGCGGGACGUGUCCACAGUGACUAUGCGCCGCACGCUGCUGGGCUGUUCAUUCGAACUUCCUGUCUACAUCGCCCCUGUCGGAGCGGCCAAGACCGUCUGUCCCGAGGGCGAGCUGCCGCUGGCGCACGCGGCCAACCCCGCCGGGAUUGUGCAGUGCAUCGCCACUACUGCCUCCUUCACUCUCCCGGAGAUCUUGGAUGCUACGCCUGCCCACGCCUUUCUGCAGCUGUAUAUCAACCGUGACCGCGCCAAGACAGAGACUCAGGUCCGUCAGGCGACGGCAUCGGGGAAAGUCAAGGCCUUUCUCAUCACCGCCGAUCUGCCGGUAAUGUCCAAACGCGAGGCCGACGAGCGGCUUCCGUCGGAGGGAGACCAGGGGACUAUCGUGAACGUCAGUCGCGAGCAGGCCGCUCCAGAAACCAGUAAUCAGCAGUCAAGCAACGCACCGGGCAAGCAGAACGCGGGACUGGCCAAGUCGACCAGCUCAUUCAUCGAUCCCACCCUGAAUUGGCAGGAUAUUGCCUGGCUCCGCGCGAUCACCCAUCUUCCGCUGCUGAUCAAAGGGAUCCAGCGGGCGGAAGACGCGCGGCUGGCAAUGCAGUUCGGUCUGGAUGGGAUCGUCGUCAGCAAUCACGGCGGUCGGGCUGCGGACACGGCGCCCCCGUCUAUACUUACGCUGCUGGAGCUCCGCCGCGACUGCCCGGAGGUGUUCGAGCAGAUGACCGUGCUUGUUGACGGGGGCUUCCGGCGCGGGUCGGACGUCCUCAAAGCGAUUUGUUUGGGAGCUUCGGCCGUGGGACUUGGGCGGCCGUUCGCCUAUGCUUUGACCUACGGCGAGGAGGGAGUGAUGCAUGCGAUAGCAGUAAUGAAACAGGAGUUGGCGACGGCUAUGCAGUUGGUAGGAUUGACGGAUUUGCGAGACGCCAACCCUGGGUACAUCAAUACUGCCGAUCUGCAGAGGCUCCUGCCCGUGGACGACUUGCCGCCACUGAUCGGGAAAAAAAGGCUUAUGGGAAAGUUGUAG